AAAAACAAAAAUAAAAAGCAUUUGCUUGGUCCGAUGGCUAUUGCCAAACAGACCCCCUGUCUUCCUCUCUCUACAACGGCACGCCUCGUCGUCUCUGUAUUUCCGACUCUUGAAUACAUUGAAGACAGAAUAUUCUGAAGUUCAAUGGAAAAAUUCUAGUAGGUGCUUGGUUUCUUUGUUUUCAGUUGAAUAUGGAUCUUGACUUGAUGAAAAGGGGCUUGCAUUAUACUAAGGAAAAGAAGAAGUGGUUAAUCAUAUUGGGGUUGGUUGGUUUCUCGAGUUAUGGGGCUUAUAAAGUGUAUCACUUGCCUGGUGUUGCCAAGAAAAGGAGGAGACUUUUGAAGUUAUUGGAAGCUUUGUUUGCAGUUGCUGAAAUGGUAUCCAAAUCCUCGGAUACCAUCAGUAUUGUGUGCAAGGAUUUUAAGGAGUUCUUGCAGUCUGAUUCUGAUGAAAUUCCCACUAGCUUGAAGCAGCUAUCAAAAAUUGCUCGAUCUGAUCAGCUUUCCGGGUCAUUGACUAAGGUUAGCGAGGCUAUUGCAAUUGGGGUUUUAAGGGCUUAUAGGUCUGAAAACAGGGGUGAGACUGAGGAAGUUGGCAAAUCUGAUUUUUCAGAUAGGUUUAUGGAUAAAUUGACGUCCAGUGCCGGGACUGGAUUUGUUUCGGUUGUUGUUGGCAGUUUCGCAAGGAAUUUGGUUAUGGGGUUUCACUCGAAUGGUGAAUUAAAUCAAGGAUUGAAUGGAGAUGGGCAUAAUGGUAUGUUGAACGUGAAUUCGAGUUCACUGUCAACGCCUGGGUGGGUAAAUGUGGUUUGUGAUGAUAGAUGUAAGGUCCUUAUAGCUGAUUGUAUAAAAACUUUCGUGAGCACUGCUGUUGCUGUGUAUCUUGAUAAAACAAUGGACAUCAACAUUUGUGAUGAACUUUUCUCUGGUUUGACUAAUCCUAAGCAUCAGAAUCAAGUUGGAGACAUUCUGGUUUCAGUCUUUAAUGGGGCUGUGGAAACAUUUGUUAAGACAUCUCACCAGGUGCUGACAGCUUCAAAACCUGAUCUUGGGUCGAAUUCAAAUUCUUCUUGUUCCCCAGUUGAUCAGAAUGAAGCAGCUAGUUUGGGAAGCAGUAAACUUCAGGACCAAGAAGUGGCAUUGAGUAAGAUUCAAGAAGGAAGCAGAUCUAUCAACACUCAGAAUAAUGGAUGGGUGAGCAGUGUUUCAUCAACCUUGGCAGUGCCAAGCAAUAGGAAAUUCGUUCUCGAUGUGACUGGAAGGGUGACAUUUGAAACCAUCAGAUCGCUUGUGGAGUUUUUCUUUUGGAAGAUUUCAGAGGUGCUAAAGAGAAGCUUUGCUGUAAUCCGUGAAGACAUUAUUGAUCGCGGAUUGGAAGUCAUCAGAUAUGUUGGUGCUAAGUCAGCUGUUAUUCUUACCAUAUGCCUUGCAUUGCUCUUGCAUGUGUUGGGCAGUGGUCGUGUUCUGUUGCCUGCAUAAAUGAAUUGGUCUCUUUCUUUUGUAACGUGUAAAAAUAGUUAGAACACAGAUCGACAAGCAUCUUGGUAUCCAAGUUAGUUGAAUAUACUAAUUAAUGAAUGAUAGGUUCUCAAAAUGCAAACAGUAUCGGUUCAUUGUUGAACUUAAUGAAGAUGAGAAUCUAGUUCAUCUAUGAAUUUUUGUACCAGUGGAAUAUAUUUAUGUAGCUAUGAAUAUAAUACAAUUAAAUGCAAAAUUCUCUUUUAUUUUUGAGA
This is a messenger RNA of Coffea eugenioides, 1732 nucleotides long. RefSeq names its product protein PHLOEM PROTEIN 2-LIKE A10-like. The coding region runs from base 192 to 1478 and encodes 428 amino acids. The transcript is spliced from 2 exons. The record is from RefSeq and is a predicted model, not a curated record. NCBI's taxonomy places the organism in Eukaryota, Viridiplantae, Streptophyta, Magnoliopsida, Gentianales, Rubiaceae.